This is a messenger RNA of Trypanosoma cruzi, 1209 nucleotides long. RefSeq names its product proteasome regulatory non-ATPase subunit 7, putative. NCBI's taxonomy places the organism in Eukaryota, Euglenozoa, Kinetoplastea, Trypanosomatida, Trypanosomatidae. The transcript has a single exon. Bases 1 to 1209 code for a protein of 402 amino acids. Gene Ontology annotation, biological process: proteasome-mediated ubiquitin-dependent protein catabolic process. The record is from RefSeq and is a predicted model, not a curated record.
AUGCCACCGCAAACGAAAGGAACGACAUUCAGGGACAAUGAGGAGGAAGAAGAGUUGCAGAUUGAGGAGCCCGUUCCUAUGAGUCCACUUAUUUCUUUGCUGCACUUGCGCCACACAUACGCUUCACAGUACGUGGAUGAGUCCAAGCGAGAGGAGGCAAAGGCAAAAAUACUAAAAGAGGCAUAUGACCACAACAUGGCGCCCUAUCUCCGCUUCAUCUGUGAAUCUUUUGCCUGGUCGCUCGAAGAGUGGAAAAUGCAAGAAAUGGAUGCUAUCAAUGCAAAGAAGCUGGAAGAGUUGGACGCGCGCCUGAAGGAUGCGCAGGAGAAUCUUGGCGAUGUGGAGGUCCGCGAGAGUCUCCUCGCCAAGUGUGAACACUUUGCCCGCAUUGGCGACCUGCAGGAGUGCCUUAAUUUUAACAUGGAGUGCUCCGGCAAGACGCUGGCAGCAGGCCCGAAGUUGGAUCUAUGCUUUCAGCGUAUUCUGUUAGGCAUUGCCUUUUCUGAUAAUGAAAUUGCCGCCAAUGGUGUCCGUGAUGCGCAUCGGCUCAUGAAGGAUGGCGACUGGGAGCGACGGAACCGCCUCAAAGUGUACGAGGGCAUCUACCAUGUCUUUAUCCGCGACUUUAAGCGAGGCUCUGAGCUUCUGCUUGACUCCAUUUCCACCUUUGCCUCCAGUGAGUUGAUGGAUUUCAAUGAGUUCAUCCUCAUCACUGUUGUCGCAAGCCUGCCGGUUCUGAGUCGCUCCGAGUUGAAGCAGCAGAUUUUGGAUAGCCCGGAGGUGCGGAGCGCCAAUAUCAAGGAUGUUUUUCAUCUUAUCACAGUCAUCUAUAAUUGUCGCUACAAGGAAGUGUUCUCUGCACUCGACACGGUUUGCCAGCAUCUGCGAGGCAUUGUUUACCUUUCUCAGCACGUGAACUACUUUUUUCGUGAGGUGCGAGUGCUGGUAUUCACGCAGUUUCUGGAUUCCUAUAGCAGCGUCACGUUGAAUUCGAUGAGCGCAGCCUUUGGCAUUCCCCCACCGGUGCUGGAUAGCAUGUUGGGAACGCUCAUCUCGAAUGAGCGUAUUGCAUGUAAAAUGGACCGUGUCUCGGAUAGCAUCACUACUUACAGGGGAGAUACGACGAACUUUGACUAUCACCGCAUUGUCAAGAAUGGUGACUUGUUACUGAAUCGCAUUCAGAAGUUGUCCCGUCUGGCAGAGAUGUGA